AUGGGAACACACCUAUCAGCAGCUUACUUCCUUCAUCUCUUCCGGUUACAUGUGGAGGACCAAUUUGAGAUGGGUAUACUGAGCCUGAUCGUGUCUCGAUAUACAGAGGUGGUCAGCGAGUGGAUUGAAAUGAAAGAGUCGCCGCCGAUUCAUGGACAUAAAUAUAUUUCGAGCAGUGACGGUCGAUACGGAAGCAUGUCAAACUAUGGCGUGAGUGAUCCCGUGAGAUCUAAGCUGCAAGGAAUCUGGUACGCCAUCGUCGGGGCCGUUAUGACAUUUGUCGAAAAGCUGAAUGAGACAGCUUACCACCAAGCUCCAGAACAAAAUGUCUCGAGAAACCAGCAGAAUCGAACUAGCUUGCAUGAGCACGUUGGAAAUAUUACGGAGUUAUCCAAAAUUGCCUCUACCCUCGUAUCAAGAGUGAAGAAUAGUUCUUUACUGUGGGAUACUUCACAUCUUGAAAAGAAAGUUCUUGGAACAGGACUAUACC
This is a messenger RNA of Talaromyces atroroseus, 490 nucleotides long. RefSeq lists its product as hypothetical. The transcript has a single exon. The record is from RefSeq and is a predicted model, not a curated record. The annotation marks the transcript as partial. NCBI's taxonomy places the organism in Eukaryota, Fungi, Ascomycota, Eurotiomycetes, Eurotiales, Trichocomaceae.